Molecule: messenger RNA, 1437 nt
Organism: Ipomoea triloba (trilobed morning glory)
Lineage: Eukaryota; Viridiplantae; Streptophyta; Magnoliopsida; Solanales; Convolvulaceae
Product: probable beta-1,4-xylosyltransferase IRX9
Exons: 3
Coding region: 116-1165 (349 amino acids)
Biological process (GO): plant-type secondary cell wall biogenesis; glucuronoxylan biosynthetic process
Cellular component (GO): Golgi membrane
Molecular function (GO): xylosyltransferase activity; galactosylgalactosylxylosylprotein 3-beta-glucuronosyltransferase activity
Source: RefSeq, a predicted model, not a curated record
AAAAUUUCUCCCCCUACCAUCUCAGCCUGAAGUAUAUAAUUUACAUUCUGUAUUUUUUUAGCCUGCACUAUCCCCCACAGAUAGCCAAAUUCUGCAGAGAAUAAGGCUUUGCAUAAUGGGAUCCAUGGAAAGAUCAAAGAAGAAAGUACAGCUAUGGAAGAAAGCCAUAGUCCAUUUUCUGCUGUGUUUUGUGAUGGGGUUCUUCACAGGCUUUGCUCCAGCUGGGAAGGCGUCGAUAUUUUCCGGGAGGCUUUCUGUGUCGAAAGCUCAAGCGAAUAGCACAGGAAAGGCUGUCGAGAUCCCACAUGGAACAAGAACACAGGGCGAGAAUUUGAACGGGACUUUGUUGGGUAGAAAUUUUUCUGCAGAGCCAGCACGGUCCAACAAUGCAUCAAAACCCGCAUUCUCCAAGAAGCUGCAGGCGAAGGGGGUGGCAGAGGAUCUGGAUCCACGGAGGCUUAUAAUCAUUGUCACCCCAACGAGCGGGAAAAACCAGCUGAGAGGGGUGCUGAUAAGGCGGCUGGCAAGCACGCUGAGGCUGGUGCCUCAGCCGCUCGUGUGGGUGGUUGUGGAGCAGCAGUCCGAGGAUUCCGGGGUUUCUGAGAUACUAAGGAAGACAGGAAUCAUGUACAGACACCUGGUGUCCAAGGAGAACUUCACCGACAUCCAGGAAGAGCUUGAUCAUCAGAGGAAUGUUGCUCUGAACCACAUUGAACACCACAGGCUUAGUGGGAUUGUUCAUUUUGCUGGCCUUUUCAAUGUCUAUGAUCUCAGCUUCUUCCAUCAGCUCAGAUCAAUCGAGGUAUUUGGGACAUGGCCAGUGGCAUUGUUGUCAGCAAACAAGAAUGAAGUGGUGAUAGAAGGGCCAGUGUGUGAUUCUUCAGAGGUAAUAGGAUGGCAUUUGAAGAGAGUGAACAUUAAUAAUAAUCAAACAGAUGAUGAUCAAAAGCCUGCAAUUAGGGUUUCCAACUUUGCAUUCAACAGUUCCAUUCUUUGGGAUCCUGAGAGAUGGGGCCGUACAUCUUCUCUCCAAGACACCUCUCAGGAUUCACUGAAAUUUGUGAGAAAAGAGGUGAUUGAAGAUGAGGCAAAGUUGAUGGGAAUUCCUCAAGAGGAUGAUUGCUCAAAAGUCCUCUUAUGGAAUCUCCAAUUUUCAACAUUAUGAGCACAACAUCAUUUCUUUGUGUGUUGAUGGUUUAGCCAGGUUAGUUGGUAGUUAAAAGCCAAAGACCAUGGCCAGCAAUUUCAUGGAAAUGAAGAGAUCCAAUCUCAUAGUUUUUGUCAAAAUUUUUAUGUUGUAAUUGUUGGCAUUUUACUUUUUUUUUUUUUUUUUUUUUUUAACUCCGUAAUAAUUCUUUUCAUGUAAUAAUUAUUUUAGGGAAAGAAAAUUUGAAUCCAUUUGUGAAAUGUUAAAUACUGAAAUAAUUUUCUUGUCAA